AUGAAAGAUAAACGGCAUUCGCCAAAUAAAUAUAAUGUAAAAUUAGAAAAAAGUGGUAUUUAUUGGUUAGCUGAUUUUGAGAAUGAUCCUCAAUAUGUGGCUGCUAGAAAAGCAACAAUAGUUGUUCAUGGUAUGAAACCUCAUUUGACACGAGAAGGUGGAUCAAUUCCGAUUACAUCAGCAUUUGAACAAUUAACAGGGAAAACUGUUUUAAUGUUACCAGUUGGUUCGUCAGACGAUGGAGCUCAUAGUCAAAAUGAGAAAUUUAAUGUUUUUAAUUAUAUGAAUGGGGUAAGCAAGAGUGAAACAGAGUCUAGAAAUCAAAUUGAAAGUUAG
Didymodactylos carnosus is the source of this 336-nucleotide messenger RNA. NCBI's taxonomy places the organism in Eukaryota, Metazoa, Rotifera, Eurotatoria, Philodinida, Philodinidae. The record is from the annotation of a GenBank genome assembly.